Hippocampus comes (tiger tail seahorse) is the source of this 1873-nucleotide messenger RNA. It is a transcript of the gene mat2ab, whose product is annotated as methionine adenosyltransferase 2Ab. The transcript is spliced from 9 exons. Lineage: Eukaryota; Metazoa; Chordata; Actinopteri; Syngnathiformes; Syngnathidae. The record is from RefSeq and is a predicted model, not a curated record. Gene Ontology annotation, molecular function: ATP binding; methionine adenosyltransferase activity. Gene Ontology annotation, biological process: S-adenosylmethionine biosynthetic process. The coding region runs from base 131 to 1321 and encodes 396 amino acids.
CAAGCACCGGAUGAGGGUUACUUUAGCUGCGAGUAAAAAAGCCGACCUCCGUGAGAGUUGCCAGUAUAAACACAUUUGCUUUUUUGAUAUUUCUACUCUUUGGUCUCUUCACAAUUAUUUAUCGUGAACGAUGAUGAACGGCCAAAUAAAUGGUUUUCACCACUCAGUCAUUGACGAGGACUGCUUCUUGUUCACCUCGGAAUCCGUCGGAGAAGGGCAUCCCGACAAGAUCUGCGAUCAAAUCAGUGAUGCGGUCCUUGACGCUCAUCUCAAGCAAGAUCCUGAUGCCAAGGUUGCUUGCGAGACGGUUGCCAAGACAGGUAUGAUCCUGUUGGCAGGUGAAGUGACCUCACGAGCUACGGUGGACUAUCAGAAAGUUGUGCGGGAUACUAUUCGCCAGAUUGGCUAUGAUGACUCAGCUAAAGGCUUUGACUACAAGACCUGCAACGUGCUAGUGGCCUUGGAGCAGCAGUCUCCUGACAUAGCCCAGGGUGUCCACGUUGACCGCAAUGAAGAGGACAUUGGAGCUGGGGACCAGGGCUUGAUGUUUGGAUAUGCCACUGACGAGACCAAGGAGUGCAUGCCACUCACAAUUGUGCUCGCGCACAAACUGAAUGCCAAGAUGGCUGAGCUCCGACGCAAUGGCACUCUGCCGUGGCUCCGACCUGACUCAAAGACACAGGUUACCGUGCAGUACCGUCAGGACCGUGGCGCCAUGCUUCCUGUGCGCGUGCACACAAUUGUCAUCUCCGUUCAGCAUGAUGAGGAAAUUUGCCUUGAAGAGAUGAGAGAUGCCUUGAAGCAAAAAGUCAUCAAGUCUGUUGUUCCCUGCAAUUAUUUGGAUGAUGACACCAUCUACCACCUGCAGCCCAGUGGCAGGUUUGUCAUUGGCGGCCCCCAGGGCGAUGCCGGACUGACGGGGCGUAAGAUAAUCGUCGACACUUACGGCGGCUGGGGGGCUCACGGAGGCGGAGCCUUCUCUGGCAAAGACUACACCAAAGUGGACCGCUCCGCUGCGUACGCUGCACGUUGGGUUGCCAAGUCUCUUGUCAAGGCCGAGCUCUGCAGGAGGGUGUUGGUUCAGGUGUCCUACGCCAUUGGAGUUGCCCACCCCCUCUCCAUUUCCAUCUUCCACUAUGGGACCUCCAACAAGAGUGAGCGGGAGCUGCUGGACAUCGUAAGGAAAAACUUUGACCUGCGUCCCGGGGUCAUUGUCAGGGAUCUGGAUCUGAAGAAGCCCUUGUAUCAGAGGACGGCGGCCUAUGGCCACUUUGGCCGUGACUCCUUUCCAUGGGAGGUUCCCAAAAAGCUGAAAUACUAAACCUGUUAGGCUUUUUGCCCCCAGGCUUGUUGGUGUAUACUACAGAGAAGCCUCCAAGAUUCGGGGGGGUGAAAUGCCCUUUGCUGUCUUUCUCUCUCUUCCUCCCUUCCUCUCUUUCUCAAAAAUGAUUCAUCAUUUUCCACACGGAUAUUGUCUUUUGUUUUGCUGGUUGCGAAAUGAUGACUCCUUGAAGUCAUUCUUUUUUUUUCUUUCUCUUUUUUUUGUUUUAAACUUGAAGGUUCCAAGAACUUCUUCUUCUGUCACUUGUUACUGUGCUAUAGAGCGUGAGUCGCUGCAGUUCUGUCAUUUAACAUGAGUCUAGUCGAGUAGUCAUGGGCACGUGUUGGUAGUUGGCCUUCACUCACUGGUGCUACUACAAGAGGAGCAUGUAUGACCUGCGAAGUAAAUCUUCAUCUCGUCAUUUCGGAGGAUCUUUCUCAUUGAGCAACAUUCCUCCUCGGUCAGUCUGGUAUAAAUGUUCCCUCGCCCACUUUUCUUGUUGCUAGAAUUGAUUCUUUUCUUUAUGGAGGAUGUUGGCGUGGCACAAUGAAA